AUAAACUCAAACUGUUAUUGUUUCUGAAAGUAAAUGCUCCGGCUCAAUGUAGGUGGCAAGGAAUUUGUCACUUCUAAAGCGACUCUAACAAAGUUCGAUGGAUACUUCAAGAACUUACCAGAAAUUCAGCAAGUGAACCCGACUUCUCCAAUUUUCGUCGACCGCUCCCCGAAACACUUUGAAACCAUUCUGAAUUUUAUGAGAGAUGGUGAUGUGGAUCUUCCCCAAGAAUACCUCAAUCAGUUGCUCCGCGAGGCCAGAUUUUACGGAUUGGUGAAAUUAGUGAGAGAUUGUGAGCAAGCAAUUGCAAGAUUGGAUGUAGGCUCAGGCAGGCCAAGUGAGAGAGCGGAUCCGUUGUCAGAUAUCAUUUGCAACUGUAGAUCUACUUCAAAUAAUGUUGCUCCAGCCGUCGUGAAUUCUGAAAUAAAGCCUCCAAAUAAAGAGAAUGACCUAUCAAUUGCCUCAGUGCCGGAGUACGAUGCUAACCAAAACAUUGUCAAAAAUAGCGAGAAGAUGAUGUUGGAAAUCGAAAAAAUCCCGUCACCCCCAAAAGAUGCCAAAAUCGAAAAUUACGACGAUUAUUUGAAACUGGUGUUCUCCAAUAUCAUCGAUGCAGCUCGGGAUAAAAUCUCCAAUUGGGAUUUUAAAAAAGCCGGCGAGGCACUUCAAUUUGCACACCGAGGCAUCAGAGGGACCCUCUCGUUUCUGACUGAUUCUAGAAGACUUUGUGGCGUGGCAGCUUCAUCGUUUGCCGAAUUGCGUAAAUUAUGGACGUGGGUGUCCAGAGUCUUUGUUCCUGUUAGAAUAUAAUACAAACUUCUUUUAAAAAUUAAAACCUCUAUUUCUCCAUUUCUUCCCUAAUCUCACACCAAUCAACCUUUUCCCCUGCUUUACUCAUUCCUAUGGGAUAAUGUUUUCUUCACUGCCCUUCUUCCGACAUCGAUUUCUACUCAUUUAAAAGUUCAAAUUAUAUUUGCUUUAAAGGUGAUGUAGUAUAAUUUGUUUUAUUGCUUUAUUAGAUUGUCUGAAAACACCGAAUUUUAUAAUGAAACUUCUUGAAAA
Molecule: messenger RNA, 1062 nt
Organism: Caenorhabditis elegans
Lineage: Eukaryota; Metazoa; Nematoda; Chromadorea; Rhabditida; Rhabditidae
Gene: ZC239.6
Product: BTB domain-containing protein
Biological process (GO): protein homooligomerization
Source: RefSeq, marked reviewed